CUACUAUAAUUUCACACGAACCGCGACAUCACCUCAUAGCAAAGCCUAAUGUUAAAGCUUGUAUAAGUAUCGAUUCCUUUUUCAAAAAUUGUAACUUACACAUUUAGCGUUGACGGACCUUGUUAUUUUACUUACUUGUAUUAUAUUGUAUCCUUAUGGUAUUACUAACAUAUUAUAUAUUAUGGUAUUCAAUUGUAUUAUUCUUAUAAAGCAAAAUAAACCCAGAAGGGUUUAAAUGCUUAGAAUAAAUAAAAAAAAAAAAACCGCGACAUAUUUCAAUUUGGACAAAAUCUCUAAUGUGUAUCAACAAAGUAAUCGAAUCGAUGUGGAAUCAAGCUUACACGCUUCCAGAUUCCAGUCCCAACCUGAUGCCUCUGUUGUUCGUGCACGACGGACCAGUGAGUUCAGAAAUAGCCGAAAAAACGUCGUCGAUCGUUUCGUUCGAGCAGCUGAGGAAGCCCAGCGCGGAGAACGUUUCCCAAAGUAAUUAUGUCGCCCUAAAAAGCACGGACGAUAUGUUUAAAGGCGGUUCCGAGCAAACUAACAUCACGCAGCAGAAAUUACGAGGACCUAGCACUAUCGGAACGACCGGUGAAUGGCGAGCGCAAAAGGUGAGCGGGGCGAGAGACGACGCGACCGCGAAGAAAGACGCCGCGAGCUGGUCAUUAACGGGCCGGAGGCAAUAUAUCGACACAGAUUCGCGUUCUCCUUACGAAAAUCGUAAAUAUCUGGAACCGCGGUCGGCCUGGGAACGCGUCCAGAAUGCAGAUCGGGAAAAACAGACGGUCAUUAGUUCGAGGGAUUUUCACGAGUCCUUUGUGGAGCCCUUGGACUGGACCGAUGAUCUCGACGAGGACGUAAGAGUGCGGCUCGGUAGGGGUUUGAAGACUGUCGAAGACGUGCAGUUUAAUACAGAAGCGAACGCGAGUCUCCGCGUUGAACCUACUUUAGCCAAGAAUAAAGACGAAGAAUCAUCCGUGAGCUCGGAACAAAAUUUAGUCGAUACGUCCACUGAAAUUACUCGAACACGAGAUUUCACGUCGAAAUUAGGAUCAGAAACUUCGAAGCUCGCGAAGUUGGAGAUUGCGAAUUCACCCUCGGAUCUGCAAAAUCCACCGUGGAGAAGCAACGCCAGAGUCAAGAGAGCGAUUGACUCGUCCUACGAAACAUUCUACGACGAGACGAACCGCCAGCUCGAUUCGGAAAAGAUGGACUACGAUCGGUACUCGAAGAACACGGGGACGAUGGAUAAUCGUGUUCAGCUCUCGAAUUCGUACGGAAACGCGAACGGUGGUUAUCCCAACCUCCUCGAUUCGAACUCUGAAGAAGAAGAGUACGAUUCCCCGGCGGACGACGAGAGUCGCGAUUUGAAGAAAGCGAGCAGAAGCGUGAAAUCGAAGAGAAGGGAUAAACACAAGAAAAGGAACAAGCACCAUGGUGAAACGUCGAGGAAACAGAAACGAAAGAACCACGUGGACAAAUCGAAAUAUUCCGAGAACGGCAGGAAACGAAGACGCCACAAGAAACAUUCUAGCGACUCGAAAACGAAGCACACCGAUCGAAAGAAACACAAGAAGCGCACGUCCAAAGCCUCGAAUCAUCACGCCAACGUUAAGAAGAGUAAAGCUUCUCGAGACGAGGACAAAGUUCACGGCGAUCGUCGCCGAGUAGCCAUGGACGAGAGUGAAGCACGUCGUGGAGAAGUCGAGAGCGAAAAUACAAUGAUCAGAGAUGGCGACAACCAGAGAAAAAAGAUCUCGUUGCUCUUAGCGGCUGAUGACGUGGAAGACGAAUCACAGAUGGAUGCGGCUCUUCACGGCGAACUGGCGGGAAAGAUCGUGGAUCAAAUUUUUGAACAGGUUCGAAAGAACGAGGAUCUGAAGGCGUCGCUGGGUCCGGGACUUCAUCAAAAUCAUAAAAUCGAUGACGUAGUAAAGGCUGAUAAAAGCUAUCAACAGUCUGUCGACGACGACGAGAUCAAGCACACGGAAGACUUGAUGAAGAGAGUCAUGAUACUCCUGAAUCGACUGAUUUACGACGAAGUUCAGAGAAAAACUUGCGUCUCUCUUUCACCGGAUCUGACAGAAUUCUUGGACUGGAUACUGGAUGUAAAUUCGCAGGACAGUUCGCUAGAACAGAUGCCAUUGCGGCCAUUGGUACACGGCGGGCACUCCUCGGAUCACUUUCCACGGGACAAGUUCCUGUUCCAAGCCUUACCAGAUAUGGGAAUGCAAGACGAGAUCGCAGAAUUGUACAAAAAGCUUCAAUUAAUAGAAAACCUGAUAAAGGAGUACAACACGUUGUCGGAGAAGGACAAGACGAAAGUUCAAACUGUACACGAUUACAUGGCUAAACAAUUAGAUCAGCUGCUAGAGUACAUCGAGGCAAAGAAAGAUGGCGAAAAGAAAGCGAAAUCAUCGAUUAUGAUCGGAGCAGCUGUGGUAAAACCUGGACAAAAUUUUCAGUACCGUACGGCAAUUAGAAACACGAGUAGUUGGACCUACUCGACAGAACCAAAUAUUGGUUAUGGUUUUUCGCCUGUAAUGAGCAUGCCGAAUAUGUUGAAACUUGGCAACGCGAGUCUGCUCGAAGACGGGGAAUAUUUUCGUGACGAUGGCAUGGACUUUCACGGUAAAAGGCGCAGAGUAGUCCGCAGUGCCGACGAACACCCAAAGCAACGUAAGAAGCACAAAAACCGCAAAAAGCGUAAGAGGAAACAUCGCAAGCGUCACAAAGGUGCGAGCGCUAUUGAUCAGUCAGAACGCAAAGACAGCGUGCACAAGGCUACUCCGUCGCGACAGAAACGUGGAUAUCUGGACAAAGAUUUCUGGGAGUCUUUCCACUCGGGGUACGAGCAACCGCUAAUUUUUACUUCCAUGGAUAUGACCAACGUGAAACCAAGUGAUAAUGGCGGCAAGUUUCGUAUAGAACAGGAGAUCUCGCGGAAGAAGGGCGCAGAUAAAUUGAGGCUCUAUUUAGGUAGCUAA
Molecule: messenger RNA, 2987 nt
Organism: Hylaeus anthracinus
Lineage: Eukaryota; Metazoa; Arthropoda; Insecta; Hymenoptera; Colletidae
Exons: 9
Coding region: 297-2987 (896 amino acids)
Source: RefSeq, a predicted model, not a curated record